This is a messenger RNA of Penaeus vannamei (Pacific white shrimp), 863 nucleotides long. NCBI's taxonomy places the organism in Eukaryota, Metazoa, Arthropoda, Malacostraca, Decapoda, Penaeidae. The record is from RefSeq and is a predicted model, not a curated record.
ACACCCUCAGAAUCAACUACACCUUCAGAAGCAACUACGACACCCUCAGAAGCAACUACGACACCCUCAGAAUCAACUACACCUUCAGAAGCAACUACGACACCCUCAGAAUCAACUAAUCAACUACACACAACUACAGACACUUCAGCAACUGACGACACACUUCAGAAGCAACUACCCUCAGAAUCAACUACACCUUCAGAACCUUCAGAAGCAACUACGACACCCUCAGAAUCAACUACACCUUCAGAAGCAACUACGACACCCUCAGAAUCAAAGCAACUACGACACCCUCAGAAGCAACUACGAACCCUCACAACUACACAUUCAGAAGCAACUACGACACCCUCAGAAUCAACUACACCUUCAGAAGCAACUACGACACCCUCAGAAUCAACUACACCUUCAGAAGCAAUUACGACAACACCAGAUACGACUACAACCGUAGGGAUCACCGUAUGAAAUGACACAGACGCCUAACAUGUUACAGUGAAUUCACAAAUAACUUUUAUAACUGCAUGAUAAAUAAUACACAAUAACCCUCUGUGAAAAUACUAUAAAUAUGAAGUGUAAUUGAUAUCAUAUAUUUACAUUUUUCUAUCGUGUUAGAAGUCUGAUUUUUUAUUGUGGUCUUCCAUUGUGAUCCACUGCAAUUCCUGUUAUAAUUUAUUAGAACUAAUUAAACUGAUAAGCGAAUAUAUAAGGAAAUGUAUAGAAAUGGUCACGAAUAUUACUCUUUUCUAAAAAGAAAAAAAGGAGAAAUGAUGUUUCCUUUAUAUUCAAGACUUUUUAAUAACCUCAGGUAUUAUUUCUCCCGCGCAAUACUCCUGUAAAACCAGAUUAUUAAAUUUAUUAUGAUUGUU